ACUAACGUUGGUCGUUUCUUCCUGCAGCAACAAAACAAAAAAAAAUGUUUUUCCAACACUGUAUGCGUGCGAAGAGGACUCAUGAAUCUAAUCUCGGUAAUUUCACUUGGUGCUUAGGGUUCAUAUGCAGCUAUGGCGUGUACCUCAUCGCCUUCGCUGCCCUGUAUUGUGAACAAAGGUGAAAACGCCUGUUUGGAGAUGCGCAAUUUGGUUUCUGCUCGGGUCACUGGCAAUGCAGCUGUAGAAAGCCGAAGUUUUUCACUUGCAAGACGAAGUUUUGCAAGUGGACACAAGAAUGUGAUUGCCAAACGAAGGACGCCCUGUGUGCGAGUUAGAGCCCAAGUAGCAGAAAAGCCUACCAUUGACAAUGCUACUGUCCUGGUUGUCGGCGGGGGUGGUGUUGGAAUGGCUGUUACCAGAAAUCUUGCCAAAGCCGGUUCAUGGGUGACCGUCUUCCAAAGAAGUGAAAAGUUCCGCAAAGAAGUGGAGGAGCUGGGAUCAAUGUUGGCUAUUGGCGAUGUUCUUGAGCCAUUGACAGUGGAGAAGGCCUUCAGAUCAAACUCGUUUGAUGCGGUUGUCUGCACUGUUGGUGGAGGAACUCAAAACGUGAAGGUGGACCAGGAUGGCACAAUUAAUGUGAUCAAUGCUGCAAAGAAAGCAAAUGUUAAGCGGUUUAUCAUGGUAUCCAGCAUUGGAGCUGGAGAUAGUGAAAAAGCCAUCGAUGCAAAGACUUUAGCAACGUUGGGUGAAGUCCUAAAAGCAAAAACCGUUGCCGAGGAAGCUCUGAAAUCCAGUGGCUUGGACUACACCAUCAUUCGCCCUGGAGGCUUGAACAACGAUGCGCCAUCGGGAAAUGGAAUCUUGACAGAGAAUUCAAGCGUGGUGGGGCUCAUAUCCAGGACCGAUGUCGCAUCACUUAUCUUUCGCAUUCUCUUUGACGAGCGAACUUACGGGAAGACCCUAUCGGCUAUAGACUCCCAGAGGUUGUUUCCACCUACAACUUCUUUGGACGGAAUAGAACUGCUGGCGUUAAGUUAAAUCUCUUCCUGCAGACAGAAUAGGCAAGGAAAACUUGACUCUUUCUUCUGCUACUGUUGUUUGGGACUGCCACGAAGAUUGGAAUUGAUUUUUCAAUGAAGUCAGACUCAUAAACUGGAAA
Messenger RNA from Selaginella moellendorffii, 1159 nucleotides. RefSeq lists its product as uncharacterized. Lineage: Eukaryota; Viridiplantae; Streptophyta; Lycopodiopsida; Selaginellales; Selaginellaceae. The record is from RefSeq and is a predicted model, not a curated record. The transcript has 11 exons. The coding region runs from base 133 to 1038 and encodes 301 amino acids.